This is a messenger RNA of Ananas comosus (pineapple), 571 nucleotides long. RefSeq lists its product as uncharacterized. The coding region runs from base 53 to 325 and encodes 90 amino acids. NCBI's taxonomy places the organism in Eukaryota, Viridiplantae, Streptophyta, Magnoliopsida, Poales, Bromeliaceae. The record is from RefSeq and is a predicted model, not a curated record. The transcript has 3 exons.
CUCCUAGUGAUCCUCCAAAUAGUAGAAGCAUUAGAGGAAAAACUUAUCCAAAAUGGGUCUCAUGAAAGGAAAGAGUGCAACUCUUUUUCUCUUCUUCAUCUUAGUCUCUUUUGUUUCACUCUCACUCUCAGGUGCUCAAAGGAAGUUAAUGAAUGAAUUUGUUGGAGACAAGGUCGCAACAAAGGAUUCAAUGGAGGAGGUUUUGGAUGAUGAAGCAAAAAUUGAAGUUCACCCAAGAAUGCUUAUGGUGAAGACAAAUGAUUAUGGAAGAUACAAUCCAACUCCAUCUCUUUCAAAGCCGCCUUUCAAGCUUAUCCCUAACUAAUCAAAAUUCGUUUCUCGAGCUCUCGAGAGCGAUUAUAGCGCGGCACAUAAGUUUCUCUAUAUAUAUAUGUAUGUGGGUAUUAAAUACAUGACAAGCUAUAUGUACAACUAUAGAUAUGCAUGUAGUGAGUGAGAGAAUAUGUGCACUAGGUUUUUGUAAUAUAUAUAUAUAUAUACUUGCUCUAUGUGGUGUCCUUGAUGUUGUAUUACACCUAAAGAAAUAUACUUAGUAGUGUUGUUAUAAUUA